UUCACAGCAAGGAGACACAAAUCACCCAAAAAAUUUUCCACCGCUCAAUCUUUUGAAAGUGAAAACAUAAAAUUACAUUUGCUGUGCAUUUGUACUGUCUUACACGAAAAAAAAUUCUAAAAAAAAAUCGAUUACAUUCUUGUUUACAUUUAUCGGCGGACAGUUACAUGACUGAGCAUUGUUUAUAUUGUGUCGUUUGUGCGUGUGUUUGAUUGUGGUUUAUAUUUUGGUAAUUUUUUUUAUAGAACAGAAAGUCAGAAACAUUUGUAAUGCGUAAGACGCGAUCUCAAACCCAUGCAGAAAAUGCAAUACUUUCGGGGACGCGAGGAAAUUCUCGCUCCGGUGUCGUGUCCUCUUCCACUUCAUCGAAUUCAUCGGCGACUCAGCAACAACAGCCGCAACAGCAUUCGCCUCAAUAUCAAAUGAAUUCCAACAAUUCACAACAGAAACGUACCAACACACAACAGUCGGCGGCUUCUGGGCCAGGCAGCGUCUAUAUUGAUCCUGCCCGGAUUAAGGAAUGUGAGGAGAAACUAAGCCUUCUUCGAGUGGUAGAACUGCAAAAAAUUCUUUCAUAUUUGAAUAUUUCUUUUACUGGACGAAAAGUCGAUUACCAGAGGCGCAUCUUAUCCUUGUUACGUACAAAUUUUGAUUGGAUUGCUCCCAAAAUACGUGAAGUCUACACACAAUCCAUAGUUGAACAACAAUCCAAUCAAUUUGGACCAACAGAUCCGAAGAGAAUGUUUUCACAAAUGCACAUGCAAGCCAAUGCUGCCGGCAUGGUGGGUGCUCCACCCAUACUAAAUCCAGCCAAUGCAGCAGCUUUGCAAACCGGGGUACCACAAGGCAAUAAUGUGGUUCCUUUUAUGCACGCCAUACCCUCACAGAUGCCCAUACAUCCAGAUGUGCGCCUCAAGAAACUGGCCUUUUAUGAUGUUUUGGGUACCUUAAUAAAACCAUCGUCCUUGGUGCCGCGUAAUGCUCAACGUAUACAGGAGGUUCCAUUCUACUUCACAUUGACACCACAACAAGCCACAGAAAUUGCAUCAAAUCGUGACAUACGCAACAGUUCCAAAAUUGAACAUGCCAUUCAAGUGCAAUUGCGUUUUUGUUUACUGGAGACAUCGUGUGACCAAGAGGACUGUUUUCCACCUAGUGUUAGCGUUAAGGUCAACAACAAACUUUGUCAACUGCCGAACGUCAUUCCAACAAAUCGUCCAAAUGUGGAGCCAAAAAGACCACCUCGACCAGUUAAUGUCACAUCAAAUGUGAAACUAUCGCCUACAGUUACCAACACAAUUACAGUCCAGUGGUGUCCCGACUAUACACGAAGCUAUUGCAUUGCAGUGUAUUUGGUUAAGAAAUUGACAUCAGCCCAGUUAUUGCAAAGAAUGAAACAAAAGGGUGUUAAACCUGCCGAUUAUACUAGAGCUCUAAUCAAAGAGAAAUUGACUGAAGAUGCUGAUUGUGAAAUUGCCACAACAAUGCUGAAGGUGUCAUUGAAUUGUCCCCUGGGUAAAAUGAAAAUGUCAAUACCAUGCCGUGCAUCAACCUGUUCCCACUUGCAGUGCUUUGAUGCCAGUCUUUACCUGCAGAUGAACGAACGUAAGCCCACCUGGAAUUGUCCUGUGUGUGAUAAACCUGCCGUUUAUGAUAAUCUUGUUAUUGAUGGCUACUUCCAAGAAGUGUUGGCCUCAAAUCUGCUUAAACCCGACGACACUGAAAUCCAAUUACACAAAGAUGGUUCAUGGAGUACACAUAGCCUGCGUAAUGAGGGCCAAGUUUUGGAUACACCCACCAAGCCAGUUGAAAAAGUCGAAGUUAUUUCAGAUGACAUAGAACUUAUCACCACAGAAGAUGUUAAACCAGUGAAAUCAGCACCCGCAGCAAUUACAGCAUCUGCAAGUGAACAACCAUCAUCGACCACAAAUAGUGAAACGGUGGAUCUAACACUCAGCGAUUCCGAUGAUGACCUACCUUUGGCUAAGCGUCGACCAAUUGCUAAACAAACUACACAAGCCGGUGCAGCUUCAUCUACGAUGAACGGUAACGGUGGGGGUAAUAAUCAAAGAGGCAUGUAUAUGCCACAAAAGAAUGAAGGUGGCGAUCUGAUGCCGGAUCAAAUUCUUAUGGAUUUACGUCAAAAUAAUUCAACAAUGAAAACAGCUUCUGGAACAGUGGCAACUUCCGGUGCAUCACCAUCAGCAGCUCAACGUUUAGCCCAUGUCGGCGGUGUUGUGACAUCAUCAACGCAAAUUGCAAAUAAUACAAAUAAUAAUACAGCAGCGGAUAUGUAAAUUCUACAAAUCUUCAACUAUAUCAAGUUUUAGUAUUUUGUGUAAACAAAUGUAAAUGCAUUUAACACAACUAAAGACUACUGUGGAGUUAUACAUUAUUUAUAUGUUUUAAUAUAAGAUAAAUAUUUAUUAAUGUUUUUUCUUUAACAUAUUUAGUUAGUUAUACAAUCAAUUAGUUUAAAUAGUUUAUAUUUUAGGAUCUGAGAGUUGGCAGAGAUCUACAUAUAUGAUCGAAAGGCCAGACAUAUGUCAAUAUUUUUCAAAGAACUUGGCUAUUUCUUUUCUUGACACACUUGAAAUAUGUGUCUCCAUUUCUAAACCAGAAUAUUUAUAAUAAUGCUUAAAUUAUAAUAAGAAUGGUAAUUUUUUUAUUCAUAUAAAAAUAUCUGCUAAGCUGUUUAAAAUCGGUGGGGUACUGAAAAGCUAAUAGCCUAUAUUAAAGCUAAUGGCUACACUACUCUAUUAUACAGAACAUUAAAAACAAAAAUUAUUCAAAGGUUCUGAAGUACCAAUUCUGUUUUGUGCGAGUUCAUGAGAAAAGAAAAUACCUAUUUUUAAAGAACUUUACAAUUUCCUGACAAACUCGAAAAAUUAUAAAAAUCCAAGACAAAAAACUAUCACCGUUUAAAAUUGAACAUUACUUUAUUAUAAAAUAAACUAAAAUAAUCAUGUUUUUUAUUUUCCAUGGACUCCAACUAAAAAGAAUUGAUACAUUACAAAGGGUACCAAAAGGUUAUUCGCAUUCAAUAUUGAGAAUGAGAUUGUCCUGAUUUUAUCUCAAAAUGUGAAGACUUAUUUUAAGGCUAUGAAUCUGUUUAAAAACUGAAGGUAAUUUGUUAUUACGAUCAUCGUAUGUCACUAAAACAAAGGACGAAUCUGUUCAUAAAUUAGAAUAGAGUAACAAGUCAUACAAUUUCCCCCCGACCUAUUUAACUUGUCUUUUGUAUUAUGCUUCACAUGCCAUGGAAUGGGUUGUUGUGAGUUAAAAUAAUCCAAUGCAAAACUUAAAUUUUUGUCAAAUGUUCCACAUGCUUUCUAAUAUAUAUAUUUUAAUUAGAAUUUUAUUAUUUAAAUACUUCAUUUCACCUCUAAACCUUAUAAAUUAACAACAAUCCCUCAAAAUCGACAUCCACUCGAUAACAUUAUGCAUUCAAAAUUUGUAUUUAAAUAAGUUCAAAAGUGUCAAUCCUGAAAUGCUUUUGUAUUUGCAUCUAAUAAUUUUGAAAAGGGUUCAUUUUUAUAAAAAGAAUCUGUCGCAUUGUAUAUUCUGCCGCGAUAUUGAGUGGAGGAUGUCCUGACAUCAUAAAAAAUUGGUGUUUAUGUCUGUUUGGCUAAAAUAGUUAAACUACUGCAUAUAUUUAGAAAUAAGAAAUGGAUUGCUACACACUUCCAGUGAAGUGUAGAGUUUGAAUUGUAUGUAAGUGAUGGCUGGAUGACAUAUUCCCUUUAUUUCCGUCAAAUUUGAUGUAUUUACUUGGUGUAAAGAUAAAUAUUCAACACAAAGUAAAGAAAUCAUUUCAUUAUCUUACUUUUUUUGAUAUGCCUAUGUAAACUAAAUAAAAUAUAAAUUUUAUUUAUUGCAAUGAUUUUUUGUUUAUUGUUUUACACAUUUUUCCUAUAAUUUUUAGUUUUUCUGUUUGUUUUUUUUUUUCUUAACAAACAUUUAGGUAAGCAAACCACUCUGCCACAUUACUUAAAAAAAAAAUGUUUUAGAAAAAAAAAAACCUGAAGCCUAAUAGCAACAAAUCCUAUACACAACAACAACUACCAUAAGAAAAUAAAAUAAACAAAAAAAGAAAACAAAACUGAAAAAAACUAUUAUUAAAAAAUAUAUAUUUAAAAGCAAAGAAUAUAUAUAUCACAAUGAAUAAAAAUAAGCAUACUGCUACAGUAUAAGAAUAACUAAUAAAUGUAAAUAAAUCAAAAUAAAAAAACAUUAAAUCUAUUUUAUUGUUCUUAGUUAUAGACUUUCAAAUCAUGAAUAGAUGACACACUUUUUUUUAACUCUAAUCCCAAUAAAAUUAGUAACAAAAAACAUGUUCUUUUUAUAAUUUUGUGUAUAAAAUAGUGCUACAUACACUUAAGCUGAAAUGGAAAAACAAAGUUAUGAAAUAAACAAAAUACAUUAACAAUACAUUGUAAAGUAAAACCAAAAGACAAAAAAAAAUCACCUAAAAA
Musca domestica (house fly) is the source of this 4475-nucleotide messenger RNA. Its product is annotated as E3 SUMO-protein ligase PIAS1-like. Gene Ontology annotation, biological process: regulation of transcription by RNA polymerase II; protein sumoylation. The transcript is spliced from 10 exons. The coding region runs from base 270 to 2297 and encodes 675 amino acids. Gene Ontology annotation, molecular function: SUMO ligase activity; zinc ion binding; transcription coregulator activity. Lineage: Eukaryota; Metazoa; Arthropoda; Insecta; Diptera; Muscidae. The record is from RefSeq and is a predicted model, not a curated record.